UCCUCUGAUGGAAAAAUAUAAUGAAACAAAAUUAGGGACCUAAGAAUUGCUCACAGUUACCUGUUCUUGCCCAAAAUGAUAUGUCAGAACAUUCACUUUGGUUGAAUCGGUCCUUACACUGCUCUCCCGCUCAUAUUUUGUGUGAACAGGAGAACUCACCCCCAAGGAUCCGUGGUGAAAUGUGUUUUUCAUUUCAGGAACAGUUGACCUUCAGGGACGUGGCCAUAGAAUUCUCUCAGGAGGAAUGGGUGUGCCUGGACCCCGCUCAGAGGGCCUUGUACAGGGACGUGAUGCUGGAGAACUACAGGAACCUGGUCUCCCUGGGCAAGGAAAAUGUCCCUCCAGAAGUCGGGAUCUGCCCCAAUAGCUCUGCUACAUUCGUGAUCAGGGAAUUAUUACCAAAGAAAGACAUUAAUAAUGGAGAAUUAUACCAGUCAGUGCUCUUGGGAAGACCUGAAAGCCAUGGCCUUGAGGAUUUUGACUUCAGGGAAGUCUGGGGAAAUACGUAUGAAUUUGAGAGCAAGUGCGAAUAUGAAGAAAGAAAUUUAAAAGGAAUGCUUGUGACAGAUAACCUAAAUCUCAGUGGUCGAAGAGAUAAACAAGACAGCAAAUCCUGGAUUAAUUUACCUUUAAAGCACAGUGUUUCUUUAAGAAAAAGUACAUAUCAAUAUUUUAAACAAGGGAAAUCAUUAAUAAAGAAUUUGUUAAAAAUAAAAACCAAUAUAAUCUAUGCAGGAAACAAGUAUACAAAAUGUUUUGAAAAUAGAAUUGCAUUAAGCUCCCAGUCGCAUCUGGCUGAAUUAUUUCAAACCGAGGAGAAAAUUAGUGGAUGUAAUCAAGUUGAGAAGUCUGUCAAAACUUGUUCCAUUUUGCCACUUCAGAGAUUGCCUCCUAGUGUCAAAACCAACAUUUGUAAUAAAUAUGGAAAGGUUUUUAUGUGUCCUUCAUUGCUUACACAGCACCAGAAAACAAAAGUUAGAGAAAAACCAUACAAAUGUAACGAAUGUGGAAAGACUUUUAGCCAUCAUUCAGUCCUUACUAGUCAUCAGAGAAUUCAUUCUGAGCAGAGACCAUACAAAUGUAAUGAGUGUGGUAAAGCCUUUAAGCAGUUCUCAAACCUCACAAGACAUCAGAGAAUCCAUACCGGAGAGAAACCAUAUAAAUGUAAUAUAUGUGACAAGGUCUUUAAUCAAAAUUCCCACCUUACAAACCAUUGGAGAAUUCAUACUGGAGAAAAACCACACAAAUGUCAUGAAUGUGGUAAGGCUUUUAUCAAGUGUUCAGACCUCUGGCGUCAUGAGAGAAUUCAUACAGGAGAGAAACCUUACAAAUGUAAUGAAUGUGGUAAGGGUUUUACCAAACGUUCAUAUCUUUGGGAUCACAAGAGAAUUCAUACUGGAGAGAAACCAUACAAAUGCAUUGAAUGUGGCAAGGUUUUUAGGCAGUGGUCUACCCUCAGGAUUCAUCGAAGAAUCCAUACUGGCGAGAAACCUUAUAAAUGUAAUGAGUGUGGCAAGGCUUUUAAGCAGUGCUCACACCUCACUAAGCAUCAGAAUGUACAUCCUGGAGAGAAGCCACACAAAUGUACUGUGUGUGCCAAGGCUUUUAUCCACAUUUCAAGUCUUGUGAAACAUCAGAAAAUUCAUUCUGGAGAAAAACCAUACAAAUGUAAUGAAUGUGGUAAGGCUUUUAUCCAAAGUUCAAGUCUUGUGGAUCAUCAGAGAAUUCAUACUGGUGAGAAACCUCACAAAUGUAAUGAAUGUGGCAAAGCCUUUACUGUGCGUUCAAGCCUAACUAAACAUAAAAAAAACCAUACUGGUGAGAAACCUUAUAAAUGUAAUGAAUGUGAUAAAGCAUAUACACAGCUUGUACACCUUACUAGACAUCAGAAAAUACAUACUGAAAAGAAACAUGAUGAAUCAGGUAUACACGGUAAUGCUUUUAUUCAAAGCUCAAGCCUGGGGGAUCAUCAGAGAAUUCAUGGAAGAGAGAAACCCUACAAAUGUAAUGAGUGUGGCAAAUCCUUUAACUGGUGUUCACGCCUUACUCGACAUCAAAGAAUCCAUACUGGAGAGAAACCAUAUAAAUGUAAUGUGUGUGGCAAGGCUUUUAGUCAAAAUUCAAACCUUACAAUUCAUCAGAGAAUUCAUACUGGGGAGAAACCUUACAAAUGUAAUGAAUGUGACAAAGCCUUUAAGCAGUAUUCAAGCCUCAUAAGACAUCAGAAUAUACAUCCUGGAGAGAAACCACACAAAUGUAUUGUGUGUGGGAAGGCUUUUAUCAAACGUUCGCACCUCUGGGGUCAUGAGAGAAUGCAUACUGGAGAGAAACCAUACAAAUGUAUUGAAUGUGGCAAGGCCUUUCAACAAUGGUCUGACCUCAGGAUUCACCAAAGAAUUCAUACUGAAAAGGAACCUUAGAAAUGUAAUGAAUGGUGGGGUGCUUGGGUGGCUCAGUCAGUUAAGUGACCGACUUCAGCUCAGGUCAUGAUCUUGUUCAUGAGUUUGAGCCCUGCAUUGGGCUCCAUGCUGGUGGUGCAGAACCUAUUUGGGAUUCUGUCUCUCUCUCUGUCUUUCUCCUUCUGUCUGCCCCUUCUCCACUCUCUCUCAAAAUAAAUAAACUUUUUAAAAAUGUGAGUAAAAAAGAAACAUAAUGAAUGAGAAUCAUUUAACCAUUUUCCACAAUACACUAUGUAUCAGAGGAUUUAUACUAGGGAGAAUUAAGUCUAGUCCAAGAUUAAUCAACCUCAGAUGUUAAAUUCUUCACAGUAAUUAAAAGUCAAAAUCAUUUAAGACUCAUGAGAUGAGUGUCAAUGGAACAAGGUGAUCUUUAGUAGUGAUGUGCCAUUUAUUAAAAAAAAUUUUUUUAAGUGCCAUCUUUUUUUAUUAUUUUGAGAGAGAGAGGGAGAGAGAAUCCCAAGCAGUCUCUGUGCUGUCAGCACAGAGCCCAGUGUGGGUUUCAAAUUCAUAAACCAUGAGAUCAGGACCUGAGCUGAAACCAUGAGUCAAUGCUUAACCCACUGAGCCACCCAGGUGCCCCUGUACCAUUUCUUUUAAAACUACUUUUUUUUUGUUUUUAAUUUGAGGUUUCUUAAAAAGCCUACAUUACUAUUGAUGUCUUUCAACCUGAAGUUUGGUGUUCUACUUUCAUUACAUGUUUUUUUUUGUGUGUUACCAUGAUGGUUUCUGGGAGCAGAUCAAUAUGAUAAAAGGGCCUACUUUAUUAAAUGAGAAUCAUUCUUAUCCAUGUAUCCUGAAGGAACACUGAAUUUUAACAUACAAUGUUGUGUGGUAUUGAAUGAGAAAAUGGGUUGGGCAGAGAAUAUAUGUCAAACAGUGAUGUAAAUAGUAUGUUCAGGAUCCCUUCUACAGAUUUGUCAGUACAACAGAGGGCCACUGGAUUAUCAGAAACCACUGUUGUGCCAGAUAGCAUGAAAAAGCAGGCUUUAAGAUUGAG
Messenger RNA from Neofelis nebulosa (Clouded leopard), 3456 nucleotides. Its product is annotated as zinc finger protein 677-like. Bases 81 to 2420 code for a protein of 779 amino acids. The transcript has 2 exons. Gene Ontology annotation, biological process: regulation of DNA-templated transcription. The record is from RefSeq and is a predicted model, not a curated record. NCBI's taxonomy places the organism in Eukaryota, Metazoa, Chordata, Mammalia, Carnivora, Felidae.